AUGAACCAUAUGGAGAAAUUCAAUCAUACUAUAGUGACACAGGUAACUGAAUUUAUUAUUUUGGGAAUCACCAAUGAGCCUGGCCUGCAGGUGCUACUCUUUGGAAUCUUUCUCAUUGUAUACUUGGUCACAGUGAUUGGCAAUCUGGGCAUGGUUGUCUUGACCCAUUUGGACUCCAAGCUACACACUCCCAUGUAUUUUUUCCUUAGGCAUUUGUCAAUCACUGACCUUGGUUACUCCACUGUCAUUGGCCCAAAGAUGAUGAUAAACUUUAUGGUACACAAGAACACCAUUUCUUACACAGGUUGUGCUGCCCAGCUGGCAUUCUUUGAGAUUUUCAUCAUCACUGAACUGUUUAUUCUCUCAGCAAUGGCCUAUGAUUGCUAUGUAGCCAUCUGUAAACCUCUUCUCUACAUGGUCAUCAUGUCAGACAAAGUGUGUUGGGGGUUGGUACUUGCUCCCUAUCUCUACAGCACCUUUGUGUCAAUAUUGCUUACAGUUAAGUUGUUUACAUUGUCCUUCUGUGGAUCUAAUAUUAUCAGAUAUUUUUACUGUGAUUGUCUCCCUCUGAUGUCCAUGGUCUGUUCUGACACACGUGAAUUAGAACUGAUCAUUUUGAUCUUCUCAGGGUGCAAUUUGCUGUCCUCUCUCUUGAUUGUUCUAGUAUCAUACAUGUUUAUUCUUGUGGCCAUUCUCAGAAUGAACUCAACUAAAGGGAGGUACAAAGCCUUCUCCACAUGCAGCUCCCAUCUGACAGUAGUUGUCAUAUUCUAUGGGACAUUAUUAUUUAUUUACCUGCAACCCAAAUCCAGCCAUACUUUUGAUGUUGACAAAAUGGCUUCUGUGUUUUACACCGUGGUCAUUCCUAUGCUAAAUCCACUGAUCUACAGCCUGAGGAACAAAGAAGUGAAAGAUGCUGUAAAAAGAAUGUUAACUCAUGGAUUCAAAAUCCCCACUUAA
Castor canadensis (American beaver) is the source of this 960-nucleotide messenger RNA. Its product is annotated as olfactory receptor 8K1. Gene Ontology annotation, molecular function: olfactory receptor activity; G protein-coupled receptor activity. The record is from RefSeq and is a predicted model, not a curated record. Gene Ontology annotation, biological process: G protein-coupled receptor signaling pathway. Gene Ontology annotation, cellular component: membrane. Lineage: Eukaryota; Metazoa; Chordata; Mammalia; Rodentia; Castoridae.